Molossus molossus (Pallas's mastiff bat) is the source of this 2676-nucleotide messenger RNA. RefSeq names its product choline kinase alpha (gene CHKA). Gene Ontology annotation, cellular component: cytoplasm. The transcript has 12 exons. NCBI's taxonomy places the organism in Eukaryota, Metazoa, Chordata, Mammalia, Chiroptera, Molossidae. Gene Ontology annotation, molecular function: choline kinase activity; ethanolamine kinase activity. Gene Ontology annotation, biological process: phosphatidylethanolamine biosynthetic process; CDP-choline pathway. Bases 241 to 1605 code for a protein of 454 amino acids. The record is from RefSeq and is a predicted model, not a curated record.
GAGCGCUGCGGCGAGAGCGGCCAACAGAACGCCGCCGCCGCCACACGCCGCCCGCGGUCUCCACUCCGCCGCCGCCGCCGCCUACCGGUGCCCACCCGGCGCUCCCUCAACCGCCGCCGCCGCCCCCGCCCCCGGGCCGGCCCUUCUGCGAGCCGGCGAGCGGCCUCUGCGCCGGGCCAGACCCGGAGCGGCGCCUUCUCGCGCCUCGGCCGCCCGCGCGUCCUCGGCCGCCCGCCUGGCAUGAAAACCAAGUUCUGCACUGGGGGCGAGGCGGAGCCCUCGCCGCUCGGGCUGCUGCUGAGCUGCGGCAGCGGCAGCGCAGCCCCGGCCCCCGGAGUGGGGCAGCAGCGCGACGCCGCCAGCGACCUCGAGCCCAAGCAUCUGGGCGGCCGGCAGCCGCCGCUGGCGCUGCCCCCGCCGCCGCCGCCGCCGCUGCCGUUGCCGCCGCCGCCGCCGCCGCCGCCGGCCGCCGAGCAGCCCGAGCCCCGGACGCGGCGCAGGGCCUAUCUGUGGUGCAAGGAGUUCCUGCCCGGCGCCUGGCGGGGCCUUCGCGAGGACCAGUUUCACAUCAGUGUCAUCAGAGGUGGCCUCAGUAACAUGCUGUUCCAGUGCUCCUUACCCGACACUGUGGCCACCGUUGGUGACGAGCCCCGGAAGGUGCUCCUGCGGCUGUAUGGUGCGAUUUUAAAGAUGAGGUCCUGUAAUAAAGAGGGAUCCGAACAAGCUCAGAAUGAAAGUGAAUUUCAAGGGGCUGAGGCCAUGGUUCUGGAGAGCGUGAUGUUCGCCAUCCUUGCAGAGAGGUCCCUGGGACCGAAGCUCUACGGCAUCUUUCCGCAAGGCCGCUUGGAGCAGUUUAUUCCGAGCCGGCGACUAGACACUGAAGAAUUAAGUUUGCCAGAUAUUUCUGCAGAAAUAGCUGAGAAAAUGGCUACAUUCCAUGGUAUGAAAAUGCCUUUCAAUAAGGAACCGAAAUGGCUUUUUGGAACAAUGGAAAAAUAUCUCAAUCAAGUGCUGAGAAUUAAGUUCACUGGGGAGCCCAAAGUGAAGCAGCUGCACAGAUUCCUCAGUUACAACCUGCCUUUGGAACUGGAAAAUCUGAGAUCAUUGCUGGAAUCCACUCCAUCGCCAGUUGUUUUUUGUCAUAAUGACUGUCAAGAAGGUAACAUCUUGUUGCUGGAAGGCAGAGAGAAUUCUGAGAAACAGAGGCUGAUGCUCAUCGACUUUGAAUACAGCAGCUAUAACUACAGGGGAUUCGACAUUGGGAACCAUUUCUGUGAGUGGAUGUAUGAUUAUACCUACGAGAAGUAUCCCUUUUUCAGAGCGAACAUCCUGAAGUUCCCCACCAGGAAGCAGCAGCUCCAUUUUAUUUCUAGUUACUUGGCUGCAUUCCCAAAUGACUUUAAAAACCUCAGUAAUGAAGAAAAGUUCAUUCUAGAAGAAGAAAUGCUGGUUGAAGUCAAUAGGUUUGCCCUCGCCUCCCAUUUCUUCUGGGGACUUUGGUCCAUCGUGCAGGCCAAGAUUUCAUCCAUCGAAUUUGGCUACAUGGACUAUGCCCAAGCGAGGUUUGAUGCCUAUUUCCACCAGAAGCGGAAGCUGGGGGUGUGACCGUGCAGAGGACUUCGUACACUUCAUUCCUGGACUGCGUGGGGCGGCCGAGCCAGUGGGGCCCUCUGCUCCGACUACUGUCCCUGCGGCAAGAAGCUGGGACGUUUCGCUGCCGCACACAGAUGUGUAUGAUACGAAAGACUGUAUUAAAAUUGAGUAACCUUUAUUUCAUAUCUCGUUUACGACUUCACUAGGCCUGGCGUGAGCUCGGCAGCAGAAACUCGGCUCAGUAGCGCGCUAGUGCGGAUCUGUAGUCCCGAGGCCCGGGAGCUUGCGGCCGGGCGCGCAGACAGCCGCGUGCCACCACGCAUUCUGGCUCACGUUGACCUUCUUACAGGACUUCGGUUACCCUGCUGGUGAGCACUGUGCCAGCUCUGUAGUAACAGUGGAGCCUCUGCUCACCCGAGGGUGGCGGAGGACAGGACAGACCGUGACGUUGCCCGUGGCCUGCCCGUGAGUCUCUGGAAGCUGCUCCUUCACCCUUUGGUCCAAAUGACUGAUGCUCAAGAAACAGACCCCGCACGACAAGCGCAAGCUGCUGUCUCCGUGUGAUGGAUGCAGCUCGAAGGGCCUGGCGUGUGUUGUCCAGACAGACGUCCCCCUAACGGGGUAGCCUCUGCCGCUCCCUCCUCACUGAAUGUGCUUCAUUAACCCUGGCCAGGGAGGGCUAGCGGCUGGGCACGGGCUGUGGGGGUGUGCAGACACGUGCCCCCUCCGAGCCUCUUCCCCACGGGUGGGCAGGCUGUGCCCCCUCCGAGCCUCUUCCCCACAACUGCAGCCCACAGCUGGCGUUUCUGUGCCAGGGUUGGCUGCCCUGGGCCCCUCAGGAGGAGCAGGAAACCCUGGCAGGGGGCUCUCGGUGGCCAGCUGUCCCUGCCCUCUGUUCCCUGACACCCUGUCAUCCUGGUGGGUACCAGCAGUCUGUGUGUGACGUGAGGGCGUGGAUAGAAUAUAGCUGUGAAAUCUGUAUGUUCAAUAUCCUUUGGGGUAAUUUUUUUUAAAUCUGAACUCUAAUUUGAAUUGUUUCUGUGCAUACAUUUCUGCUACCACAGAGACUGUACUAUACAAACA